AUCCGCCACCGCGGUUUCAGUGGCGCAUCGCGCUCUGUGUGUUUUUGCUUCGCGCCGCACUCUUUCUGGGGAAAAAUGACGACAAAAAGCCGGAAAAUCACCACUGACGGCCAUCAUUCGGCCCCCACGGCAAAGGUGCACUUCCUACCCGCCGACACGGACACCAGUGGAGCGGCCAAUGUGGAGAAACACUUUGAGAAGUUUGAGAAAACAGACGCAAAUGGAGUGGUCAGGAACUCACUGAGAGGCUAUCCUCUUGUGGGCGAGAACUUCACCGUCCCCUCAACCCACCAAGGCAUUGUUCUCACCACGGCGACGAGCGACUCUGCCACAAUGGAGAUCUCAAAGCACUUCAGCGAAUUCUCUUACUGGAACUACGACACUUUGCCGUCCAGGAACGAUUCCCUGCGCCAGGCAAUGGACUGGCUGGACAUCUCGCGCGCCCUGCACGGCGAAGAAGACUCAGUUUGACUUG
Molecule: messenger RNA, 475 nt
Organism: Phlebotomus argentipes
Lineage: Eukaryota; Metazoa; Arthropoda; Insecta; Diptera; Psychodidae
Product: ribonuclease H2 subunit C
Exons: 2
Coding region: 76-471 (131 amino acids)
Biological process (GO): RNA catabolic process
Cellular component (GO): ribonuclease H2 complex
Source: RefSeq, a predicted model, not a curated record